Molecule: messenger RNA, 1849 nt
Organism: Frankliniella occidentalis (western flower thrips)
Lineage: Eukaryota; Metazoa; Arthropoda; Insecta; Thysanoptera; Thripidae
Exons: 6
Coding region: 321-1583 (420 amino acids)
Cellular component (GO): extracellular region
Molecular function (GO): chitin binding
Source: RefSeq, a predicted model, not a curated record
GACCGCCGCCGCCGCCGCCGCUGCUGCUGGCGCUGCUGCUGUGCCUCGCCGCGUCGCCGAGCAUCUUCGCGCCGGCGGAGGGGCGACAGCCGGGGGAGCAGUCCUUCCGGCCCAAUGCGCUGCAGAGCUCGUUUCCACCGCCGCCGCCACCGCCACCACCGAGCUUCGGCGCGGCGUCGUCCUCGUUCAGCGCCACCCUGGCCGCCACCACACGCUUCUUCGCGUCCUUCAGCUCCACGUCGUUCAGCGAGUCCAGCACCCAAGUCGCGUGCGUCCCCGGCGAGGGCGGCACCUGGCCCGUGCCCGGCACCAACUGCAACAUGUUCUACCGCUGCGGGGGCGGGCGGCGGCCGCUCGAGUUCAAGACGUGCCCGCCGGGGAAAGUCUACUACGCCGAGUAUCAGGACUGCCAGUACCCGACGGCGUCCUGGCGCUGCUGGGAGCCCAUUUGCACGGGUCGCGUGGACGGCCCUUACCCGGACUGGUCCACCAACUGCCGGCGCUCGGUGCGCUGCCAGGGCGGGCGCGUGACGGCGGCCAUCGGCUGCCCCGCCGGCCAGCUGAGCGGCGGCCACACGGGCUGCCGGCCCGCGCACGAGGUGUCCUGCCCGCGCGUGUCCGAGGGGUCGGCGCCCGUGCACCUCGCGCCGCUGCGGCCCGCCGCGCCCGCCACCAGCCCCGGCCCCGCGCACCCGCUGUGCUUCGGCAGGUCGCCGUCGCUCACCCAGGACCGCUCGCCCGCCUCGCGCUGCCGCCAGUACUUCCGCUGCUCGGCCGGCGGCCAGCGCUCCGUCGAGACCUGCCCCGGCGCGCAGGUGUUUGAUGGCAUCCGCUGCGUGGACCCCGAGUACUACACGUGCAGCGUGGAGGGCGAGUCGUCGGCGUCCUCGUCGUCGUGCGAGCACCUCCCCGACGGCACCUACCCCCAGCCCGGGUCGCGCUGCCGCGCCUACUACCGCUGCUCGCUGGGCUACAAGAGCGUGUUCGUCUGCUCCGGGGACGCGGUGUUCGACGGCGAGCGGUGCGUGCCCAACGCGCGCUGCGUCGAGGACACGGGCGUCGCCUCGCUGUCGCAGCAGUUCACGCACCCGCAGCAGCCGCAGCAGCAGCAGCUGCGACCCCAGUCCCCCGAGAGCAGCCUCUGCGCGGGCAAGUCCCACGGGUACUUUGCCGACCCAGCCUCCAGGUGCAGGAGGUACGUCUACUGCCUGUCGGGCGCGCCCGUCGGCACCUUCAGCUGCGAGGCCGGACGCCGGUUCGACGGCCGGCUCUGCGUGGAGACGGAGUACUGCGCCGGCUUCCCCGUCGGCCCGUCCUCGCUGCCGCCGUUCCAGCAGCCGCAGCCGCAGUCGCAGCACCAGCAGCAACUGCACCAGCUCCUGCGCCAGCACCAGCAGCAACAGCAGCAGCAGGCGCCGCAGCAGGGCUUCUUCCCGGACCUGGCCUCCGGCUGCAGGAACUACUCGUUCUUCAUCGCCGGCCACGAGACCAAGCUGUCCUGCCCGCCGGGGCUGCUGUUCAACGGGCAGCUGUGCGUCAGUGAGAACACCUACACCUGCCCGACCAGCCUGCCCACCGGCUAAGGCUAAGGCAGCAGCGGCUGCAAGGCAGGGCAUGUGAAAGGAAGACAGCGCACCCGCGCGACUGCGGCAGGUGGGAGAGCAGAGCCGGCCGCAUGAGCCGCAGGCCGAGCAUGGAGGCCUCGAUGGAGGCCCUGGGGCAGGUGGGAGCUCCCCGGCAGGGCAGAGGCGGCCGCUCAGGCGCCUCGAGGAGGCUGACGGCGUGCCACGGUGAGCUCUCGGAGAGCGAAGGUGGGCAGCCCUGGCUUGAGGGUCGGCAGGGCAAGGCU